This is a messenger RNA of Lampris incognitus (smalleye Pacific opah), 1979 nucleotides long. It is a transcript of the gene hic2, whose product is annotated as hypermethylated in cancer 2. Gene Ontology annotation, molecular function: RNA polymerase II cis-regulatory region sequence-specific DNA binding; protein binding; DNA-binding transcription factor activity, RNA polymerase II-specific. NCBI's taxonomy places the organism in Eukaryota, Metazoa, Chordata, Actinopteri, Lampriformes, Lampridae. The record is from RefSeq and is a predicted model, not a curated record. Bases 112 to 1893 code for a protein of 593 amino acids. Gene Ontology annotation, cellular component: nucleus. Gene Ontology annotation, biological process: regulation of transcription by RNA polymerase II. The transcript is spliced from 2 exons.
CAAGAGGAUGGUAAACUGAGAACGCUCCUACCGAUGUAAUAAGCUUCAGGUGGUGCUCGUGUAGGAAGAGAGAGAGAGAGAAAGAGAGAGAAGGAAAGAAGGAAGGUGGAAAUGGAACUGCCAAAUCAUGCCAAACAACUGCUGCUGCAACUCAACCAGCAGAGAGCCAAGGGCUUCCUGUGUGAUGUCAUCAUUGUGGUGGAGAAUGCGCUCUUCCGCGCCCACAAGAACAUCCUGGCGGCUAGCAGCAUCUACUUCAAAUCCCUGGUCCUCCACGACAACCUCAUUAACCUGGACACAGAGAUGGUUAACCCCUCUGUGUUCAGGCAGGUGCUGGACUUCAUCUAUACUGGGAAGCUCUUGACCUCGUCAGACCAGAGCAGUGAGCAGAACUUCAGUGCCCUCUUAACCGCAGCCAGCUACCUCCAGCUCCAUGACCUCGCCGCCCUGUGCAGGAAGAAGCUCAAGCGCAGUGGCGGGAAACCCCUGCCAGGCAAACCAUCCACUCCAGGCCCCAUUAGCCGCUUACGCCUCAACAAUCAGCGCCUUUCCUCCUCCACCCCUGCUGGCUCUAACAACCACUAUCCUCCCACCCCAUCCGAAGCCGACCAGCCACAGCCUGAUGAAGGCCUUCGGGACAAGCUCUCAGAUGAUGAGAUGUUUGUUGGGAGCUCUGGGAAGAACGGAAAUGCGGGAAACAGCAGCAGUAAUGGUAACCUCAGCAGUGGAGGAAGUGCUGGGGAGCCAGACCUUGGACUGGACCUGUCUAAGAAGAGCCCUCCUUCUGCGGGUACAGCCACUGAUGCCCUCAGCCCACACAGCAACUCCCAAGAGUCCCCACAAUCUGCCUCAGUAUCCACAACCAACAGUGCCUCACUCGAUGACUCCACCACCACCCUGCAGGGCCUGGACACCUGUGGCUCAGAGCCCAUGGAGCUCAACCCCAAAGUCCAAGAUGAGACUCAGAACCAGCCCGAUGGUCCACCGCCUCACAAGAAAUCCCGGCAGGUUUCUCGCAAGAAGGAAUGGCCUAAGAGAGAUGCCUCAGGGCUGAAGUCUGAUGACCUUGACAGGCCACUGGUCAACGGGGUGAUAGUGGCACCCAAAGAGGGUCGCUCUUCAAGCGGUGGAGUCGGACCGGGUAGUGGCAGCAGCUUCACCUCUGACCAAUCCUUUCACUGUAAAGAAGAGGAAGAGGGUGGAGAGAAUGGCCAGGACCACAGUGACGAGAGUGGGCAAAGUGAUGGAGAGAGUGGAGGAGGAGGAGGAGGAGGAGGAGGACGCGGAACGGGAGGGGGACACCACAGCGCCAACUAUGUGUACCGGCAGGAAGGUUUUGAGCCUGCAUUCGGAGACAACCUCUAUGUAUGCAUUCCCUGCGGGAAGGGCUUCCCCAGCUCUGAGCAACUCAACGCUCACGUGGAGACGCACACUGAGGAUGAGCUGUACAUCAAAGAGGAGGGAGGGACAUUUGUGAAGGAGGAGGAUGAAGAGGAGGCGGAGGACCUCUCAGCUCCUGGGGGUACUUCCAACUUUGGUGGCUCCGAAACACGCCCCUUCAAGUGCACCGUCUGCAGUAAGAGCUAUAAAGACCCAGCAACUCUGAGACAACACGAGAAGAGUCACUGGCUGACCAGGCCCUUUCCCUGCAACAUCUGUGGCAAAAUGUUUACGCAGAGGGGCACGAUGACGCGCCACAUGCGCAGCCACCUAGGCCUCAAACCGUUUGCGUGUGAGGAGUGCGGCAUGCGCUUCACGCGCCAGUACCGUCUGACGGAGCAUAUGCGUGUCCACUCUGGGGAGAAGCCGUAUGAAUGCCAGCUAUGUGGAGGGAAGUUCACCCAGCAGCGCAACCUCAUAAGCCACCUGAGAAUGCACACCUCACCCUCUUAGAAAUGCAUCAAGCCAAAGAACUCUGGGAAAAGAAAAAAAAAUGAUCUGCUCUACUUUACUUUUUUUUUUCCAUCUCACAAGCAAAG